CGAAAUUCAUCUUUCAGAAGCUAUAGCUCCACUUAGACCGAGGUCUCACCAACGCUGCCGAUCUCUAACACCGUCCUACAACGACAUCAUAUAACUUCGAUUAGAUCGAACUCAUAUUCAAGCCUCACCCGCUACCAAACCAUCAACAAUGGCUCCUCUCACUCCCCACUGGCACCAGCCCUCUCACCCCGACAUCCAAGAAGUCGUCAUCGUGAACCCCGAGGAAUUCACCACCAAGAGCAUCUCGCGCGUUUCCCUCCCACCGUUUGCUGUCUUUGCGAAGUUCGAUUUCCCUCCUUGCACGCCCGCCAGCGAACCGACCUACGCUACCGUUCAGACCGGCCGCGACACUCAUCUCAACUUGAACAGUGACUUGCUGUACAUUAACCAUUCUUGCGAACCUACUCUCCUCUUUGAUGUAGGAAACUUGAACAUUCUCGUUGGACCCAAGGGUCUCAAGGUUGGCGAUGAGCUUACAUUCUUCUAUCCCUCCACCGAAUGGCACAUGGCCCAGCCCUUCGACUGCCUCUGCGGCACCCCUUCUUGCCGCGGCCGCGUCUCUGGUGCGCGCGACAUGACCCAAGCCCAGCUCGACGGUAUCUGGCUCAACGGUCACAUCAUCCAGCUCCGCGCCGAGCAACUCGCCCGCUCCGAGGAUCCCACUGCCAACGCCCUCCGCGACGCCGUUGUCCACGCCGAGAAGGUCCUUGAAUCGGCUCGUCUUGCUCUUCGUUCUUACACGAGCAACGCGCACGCUCAGAACGGAAAUGGUACUUUUCCUUCCAAGUACACCAACGGAACUCUUGGAAAGGCAGCUGUGUUGGAGCAUCGCGGCCCGACCUCUCGUGAGCUGAGCGGUGAGAUGGGUGGUGAUACUGUCCGCGCUUAGAGGCCAGGCCUUUGAUGGCGGCGACUGGAAGAUGUUGCUGCUGUUGAAGAACCCAUCGGUAUCAGAUAUGUAGGUAGUUAGUUCACAAACACAUUCGUUUAUGAUCGACGUGCUGAGUCUCGUUUCGCGGCGGUGGUGGAAGCUUCGUUAUUGAAUUCAUGAGUGACUCUCCUAAUCUGCCGAAGUC
This is a messenger RNA of Fusarium oxysporum Fo47, 1076 nucleotides long. RefSeq lists its product as uncharacterized. The record is from RefSeq and is a predicted model, not a curated record. Lineage: Eukaryota; Fungi; Ascomycota; Sordariomycetes; Hypocreales; Nectriaceae. Bases 149 to 889 code for a protein of 246 amino acids. The transcript has 4 exons.